Molecule: messenger RNA, 1293 nt
Organism: Cotesia congregata
Lineage: Eukaryota; Metazoa; Arthropoda; Insecta; Hymenoptera; Braconidae
Source: the annotation of a GenBank genome assembly
AUGCCCAACAAGGCUCGGCCUCGUCGUGAGUGGCCAUCUGAGUCCCUCAUAAAUGUUUUGUGGAUACCCCGCUCCGCCAUGAGGCCGGCCGAGGGCGACACGUCAGACUGCAUCCUGGUGGUCGGCGUGUCACGGCCAAAGUUAGCAGCGGCCUUUCUACUGGUAGCCCUAGUCUCGCUCUUCCUAACCUUCCACAUCCUCUACGACAGCGCCGUCUACAGUCUCGACGCGGCGGCAUCAGUCUUCGACUCAUCGGACGAGCUGGCGACGAACCAGCUCGAGCCAGCGCCGCCUCGUCGCCUCCAGCCGUCCUUGUCUUCGCAGCAGGCCAACAACCUUAAGGUCCUCGUCCCUCCACCAAGUCUAGUCAGCAAGGCCCACUUUUCACGCACAAACCGGCACCUCCCGCAAGCCAUUAUCGUUGGAGUGCGCAAGUGUGGAACUCGUGCUCUGUUAGAGAUGCUGUUCCUUCAUCCCCAGAUCCAGAAAGCCGCCGGGGAGGUUCAUUUCUUCGACCGCGACGACAACUAUGAGAAAGGUCUAGAGUGGUACAGGAAAAAAAUGCCCUAUUCACUCAAGGGCCAGAUAACUAUUGAGAAAAGUCCUAGUUAUUUUGUUACACCUGAGGUCCCGGAAAGAAUAAGAGCAAUGAACGCGAGCAUAAAACUGCUGCUGAUAGUCCGAGAACCAGUAACGAGAGCGAUAUCAGACUACACGCAACUGCGAACACGAGUGUCUACAACAUCAACAUCCUCAGCAGUGACAACAUCCUCAACGUCAUCUUUAUCAUCAUUAGCACGACCUCCAGGAGCAGGCGGAAUCCUAACCCCGACUUUUGCCGAAGAAGAGAGUCAGCGCGGAGCAGCGUCGAGUCGGACCUUCGAAGAGCUGGUUUUAAGGCCCGACGGUAGUAUAAAUGAGUCCUAUCGACCUAUAACGAUCUCCCUCUACCACAACUACAUGCACCGAUGGCUGGAGGUAUUUUCACGGGAACAAAUUCUGGUUGUUAACGGGGAUCAGCUUAUUGAGGAUCCAUUGCCCCAGUUAAAACGGAUUGAAACGUUCCUCGGUCUGGAGCCCCGUAUCGGUAGGCAUAAUUUUUAUUUUAAUCACACCAAGGGUUUCUACUGUCUGCGUAACGACACUGCGGACAAAUGUCUGAGAGAGAGCAAGGGCAGAAAACAUCCCCGUGUUAAUCCCCUCGUCGUUUCUAAACUCAGGAGGUUCUUCAAUGAACACAAUCAACGGUUUUAUGAACUCGUCGGCGAGGAUCUCGGCUGGCCGGAGGAAUAA